This is a messenger RNA of Periophthalmus magnuspinnatus, 6734 nucleotides long. RefSeq lists its product as uncharacterized. Gene Ontology annotation, biological process: proteolysis. NCBI's taxonomy places the organism in Eukaryota, Metazoa, Chordata, Actinopteri, Gobiiformes, Gobiidae. Bases 71 to 5347 code for a protein of 1758 amino acids. The transcript is spliced from 25 exons. Gene Ontology annotation, molecular function: serine-type endopeptidase activity. The record is from RefSeq and is a predicted model, not a curated record.
AAACAUGGGAUGGAGAUGGAGAGAGAAGUCACACAUCGAACGGAACUUGAACGACUGAACACAACCAAGAAUGGCUUCGAGGUGGGAUUUCGUCGGGCUAAUACUGGCCAUCGUUUUGACCUCAAAGGGGUGUCGGUCACAGUCGUGGGUGUGCGGUCAGGCCCCCCUAAACACUCGGAUCGUGGGGGGGCAGGAGUCGUCCCCCGGUUCCUGGCCUUGGAUAGUCUCGAUCAGACCUGGAGAGAGAGGAAAGGACCACGUCUGCGGAGGGUCCCUCAUCAACGAGCAGUGGGUUCUGACGGCCGCGCACUGCUUAGACGCAAUAGCUGACGGAGAUCUUGUCUAUGUGUAUUUGGGUCGGCACAACUACAACGACCCAAACCCGAACCAGGUGGAGCGGAAAGUGAUCACCAUGAAGCGCCACCCGCAGUACGACGACGUGUUUAACGAAUACGACAUGGCCCUCCUGAAGCUGGACAGCCCCGUCCCUUUCAGCCAGUACAUAUACCCCGUGUGCCUGGCCUCUGGGGGGAGCUCUGUGCACGCCGGGGUCAGCGCGUGGGUCGCAGGCUGGGGAUACACGCAGGAGGGAAAUUUCACGUUUCCAAAUACUCUGCGGGAAGUCAGUAUCCCGAUCAUCGGAGACAACCAGUGUAAAUGUGCCAUCCCCUUCUUCCUCCCACCGGACACUCUGUGCGCCGGGCUCCAGGAGGGGGGCAAAGACACCUGCCAGGGCGACUCGGGAGGCCCCCUGGUGGUCAAAGAGGGCACGCGCUGGGUGCAGGUGGGCGUGGUCAGUAUCGGCCAAGGCUGCGGUCGCGCUAAGAGUCCGGGCGUCUACAGCGAAGUGUCUCUGUACGAAGAAUGGGUCAAGAAUGAGACGACCUCCGGCAACACGCCCGGCUUCGUCAGCGUCAAGGCAACGGGAGAAGAUCCAGACAAAAGCUUUACCUGUACUACACCUGCUCCUGCUACUACUACUGUUGCUGCUACUAAUACAACUACUCAAAUUACUACUCCUCCUCUUCCUAAUAUUACAUAUACUACUACCACUACUACUACUCUUCCUCCUCCUCCUCCUAAUAUUACAUAUACUACUACCAAUACUACUUAUCCUCCUCCUCCUAAUAUUACACAUACUACUACCACUACUACUUCAGCGGUUUACAGUCAGACCAAUAUGUCCUGCUCCCAUCUGCUCCUGGGCUUCGCUCUGGUUCUUUCGGCUCUUUACGGUUCUCAUGCACAAGCGUGCGGACAGCCGUUCCUGCGUCCCCGGAUCGUGGGCGGAAUCGAUGCGGCUCCUGGGUCCUGGCCCUGGAUCGUGAGCCUCAGUACCAGCGAGAAAUACCACAACCACUUCUGUGGAGGCACCCUGAUCACCGAUGAGUGGGUGCUGACCGCCGCACACUGCAUGAUCCCUGAAGAUAACACCACGGUGGUGUACUUGGGGCAUCACUCAGACGAGGACCUGUCACCAACAGAAACCAGGCACGUGUGGGAGACGCGGUGCCACCCGGAAUACAACACCACAGGGAAGAUGGAGAACGACAUCUGCCUCCUGCGUCUCUCAGCUCCGGUGCACUUCAUGCCCCACAUCCAGCCCAUGUGCCUGGCGGCGCAGGGCAGCACCUUCCCCUCAGGCUUCUCCUCCUGGGUCGCAGGCUGGGGAGUGAUGGAUGAGGAAGCAGAAGAUGUUGCGGACACACUGCAGGAGGUGGAGCUUCCCAUCGUGGGGUUAAACGAGUGCAGGUGCCUGAAUGAAAUUUCCAUCCCAGACAAGACCAUCUGCGCUGGUUUCAAAGAGGGAGGACGAGACAGCUGUUCAGGUGACUCGGGCGGUCCUCUGAUUGUCCAGUUAAACUCGAUCUGGGUGCAGGUGGGCGUGGUGAGCUUCGGUCAGGGCUGUGCACAUGCAAACCUCCCGGGUGCGUAUGCCCUGGUGCCUGAGUACCAGAAGUGGAUCAGCCUCAUGGUGGGCUCAUCCAGCGAGCCCAGCUUCGUGCUGUUUGCCCCUCCGGAUAGAGACUAUGAUGAGGAAUACGUCUGUCAAAAGAAGAUGACGACGACCUUAGACGAUGAUUCGUCUGAGUCUGAGUCAGAUGAUUAUUAUCAGUCUGAGUCUGUGCUGGACAGUGGGUCCCAGAGGCUCUGCAGUCGACUCCUCACACUGUGGACCAUUGUGUCAUGUGUCAGAAUGACACUAAUAUAUGGCUUUGAACUUGCCUAUCUCCACGGAGACAAACAGAUGACGCCACUAAGACAAGCUACAGGCUGCCACUCACAAGCGUGUGGUAGAGCCAUGUUCAACCCCAGGAUCGUGGGAGGAGAUUCGGCCGAUCCGGGACAUUGGCCGUGGCAGGUUCAUCUGCUCAUGACCGACUCGAAGGGAAACAGGAUUUUCUGUGGAGGCUCCCUGAUAAAUCACGAGUGGGUCCUGACCGCUGCCCACUGCCAUGAGGACAAACUGAUGGGCCUGACCCGGGUCUCUUUGGGCAUCAGUUCCUUCAGUGACACACCUGUGCAGAGGGGCGUGGUCCAGGUGGAGCUGUAUCCAGGAUAUAGCGGCAGAGGGAACGACAUCGCCCUCCUGAAACUGUCCUCUCCGGUCAUAUACUCCCAGUUUGUCCAGCCCGUCUGCUUGGCGCACACCGACAGCUUCUUCGACCACGGGCAGAGCGCCUGGGUGUCCGGCUGGGGUCGCGUGGAGGAGGGUGGCAGUGUUUCCAACUCUCUCCAGGAGGUGUGCGUCCCCGUGGUGGAGAUGGCGGAGUGUAACAGAGACUAUGGGAUCGCUCUGCUCCUGUACGACAACAUCAUGUGUGCUGGAUUUGAAGAGGGAGGAAAGGGAACGUGUCAGGGCGACUCCGGGGGCGCCCUGGUGGUGAAGCAGGGUAGUGUCUGGGUCCAGGCCGGGAUCGUGAGCGCCUCUGCUGGAUGUGCCAGACCCGGAAAACCUGCAGUUCUGACGGAUGUGUCGAAGUUCCAGGUCUGGAUCCAGAGUGUGGUGGGAUCAGACGACGAUCUGGGAUUUGUCACGUUUACAUCAACAGGAGACCACAGUGACAACAGCUACUACUGCAGGAAUACUACUACUACUACUACUACUUGGAGCCUCAUCAAUGAAAACAGUGUCACUCUCACCAGAGGCUUAUCAGUUCAACACCUCACAAUGGGUGCACGACUUCAUCUGACAAUACUUCUGAUCGCUUUAUCAACGACAGGUUCUCACGCACAAGCACUAGCUUGUGGCAGAGCACCGUUGAACACCAGGAUCGUGGGAGGGCAAGAGGCCUCUCCGGGAUUUUGGCCAUGGCAGGUUUACAUUCUCACAAGAGACAGCAUGGGUACGACAUUCAUCUGUGGGGGCUCCCUGAUCAACCGCGAGUGGGUCAUGACCGCUGCCCACUGCCACGAGGGAAUGGUAACAAAUCAGACACAAGUGUUUUUGGGAAGCGUGGAUCGCACUUCCAGUAGAAACUCAGUGAUGAGGAUGGUGGUGGAGGUGGUGUUCCAUCCUGACUACAACUCCUCCAUCGCUUUUAUUAAUGACAUCGUUCUACUCAAGUUGGAUUCUCCCGUGACGUACACCAGCCGCAUCCAACCCGUGUGUCUCAGCAAGAACGACAGCACCAUCCAGUCGGGGCAGACCUCGUGGGUGGCGGGCUUCGGGGAAACGAGUGAAAAUGGCAGCGUUUCGGACACUCUUCAGGAGGUGUGUGUCUCGGUGGUGGGGGACAUGGAGUGCCGUGGGCUGUUCGGUAACCAGAUCCAGCCGGAGAUCGUCUGUGCCGGCGUCGCAGAGGGAGGCAAAGGCAUCUGCCAAGGCGACUCAGGGGGCCCCCUGGUGGUGAAGCAGGACGGUGUUUGGAUCCAGAUCGGGAUCGUGAGUGCGACAGACGGAUGUGCCCUCCCAAAUAAACCUGCCAUCUACACUGAGGUCCUGCACUUCCAGGACUGGAUCGAGAGCGUCGUGGACCAGGACUCACAGAGGCUGCCCGCGUUUGUGUCCUUCAGCUCGCCUGGGGAACUGGGGUUCAACUGUGGUGCUACUACUACUGCCCCACCUACUACUACAACUGCUGUACCACCAACUGGUACUGCUACUACUGGUACUCCUGCACAACCUGUUACUUUUACUACUACUACUACUACUAAUACUGAAAUUGAUAUACCACAACCCAGACCUCUACCAGUUGCUCCAGAAGCAAACAGCACUACUACUACAACUGCACCACCUACUACUACUACUACUACUACAACUGCACCACCUACUACUACUACUACUACAACUGCACCACCUACUACUACUACUACUACUACUACAACUGCACCACCUACUACUACUACUACUACAACUGCACCACCUACUACUACUACUACAACUGCACCACCUACUACUACUACUACUACAACUGCACCACCUACUACUACUACUACUACAACUGCACCACCUACUACUACUACAACUGCACCACCUACUACUACUACUACUACAACUGCACCACCUACUACUACUACUACUACAACUGCACCACCUACUACUACUACUACGCCACUUCCUACUACUACAACUGCACCACCACCUACUACUACUACAACAACUACUGCAAUGCCUACUACUACUACACCACUUCCUACUACUACUACUGCAGCACCUACUACUAUAACAACAACUACUACCACCACCCCCAUGCCAACUACUACAACUACUGCAUCUCCUACUACCACUACCACUGCUACUACUACUACCACUACUACUACCACUGCUACUACUGCACCACCAACUACUACAGGAACUACUACUACUACUGCAAUGCCAACUUCAACUAUCACUGCUACUACAACACCGCCAACUACUACUACUGCACCACCACCUACUACAACUACUACACCAACUACUACUACCACUCAUACUACAACACCACCAACUACUACUACUGCAAUGCCAACUACUACUACCACUACUGCACCAACUACUACUACUGCAACACCAACUACUACAACCACUCCUACUACAACAUCGCCAACUACUACACCCACUACUACUACUGCAAUGCCAACUACUACUGCCACUGCUACUACAACUACUACACCAACUACAACUACUUCUACUACUAAACUGCCUUCUACAACUACUACUACUAGUACGACUACUACUACUACUACUACCACCACUACUACUGCACUACCUACUACUACUACUGCACCACCUACUUCUUCCAGUACUUCUUCCAGUACUUCUUCCAGUGCUCCUUCAGUUUCAGUCAGCUGUCCCAAAACAAGUCCCCAUUUUCGUCACAUGCUUUCGAUUUGCUUUAGUCUAAUACUAAUUAUUGUACAUUGAUCAUUUUAAUAGUCAAAACAAAAUUGUAUUUAAGUGCAUAUGGAAUUUUCUGUGUUAAAGAUUUAGGUAAAGGUAUUGCGUUUUAGAACUCACUGUUACUUCCUGUAUUUUUUGUUUUUUUUUCCCCCCACAAACUGCCACUUAACUGAUGUAAAACUAUGAUAAAUAUUCCACCAAAGAGAGAGACACCGACCCGUUUCCAUGAGAAGUUUGGUUUUAACUUUCAAUUUCCAAGGACUCAUGCAGGUGACGUGCCGACUCAAGAAAGUUACAUACUGUGGCUUUAUGUAGUGGACAUUUAUGGUGCGUUCCAGUCGUCCUCGGAGGUCAGAUUUUGGGGUUUUUGGAUUUGCUAACGAGUACUGGAGAAAGGAUUCACUAGUUUUUGCUAAUUUGAAUGGCAACAAAAAACUUGCCUUGGUACUUGACUCUUGAAUCGCUGUUUGCCGGUGAAAAAAAUGUUGUUGAGUCGAUAAAUUGGCUGCCAACCUCUGAGCCGUCGCCACCCGUUCCUGCGUCGACUGCUUGCUAGCGUAGUUAGCAUGCUUCGUAGCAAAGUGAGCACUGAUAUUGUACUCUUUGAAGACCGCAACAGUUUCUUGGCAUAUUAAGCAUACAACCUUUGAUCGGACUUCAGUGAAACAUAUUUUGUUGUCCACUCCGUAUUAAACACUCGGUGCUUACUGUCCACUUUUAUUUUCUUUGAUAAUCUCAUUUUUGCAGAAGGGCUGAUAAGAGAAUAAGAGAGUAACACACGUGAACAAGGUUGAUGUAGUUAAAAUGCGCCAUUUAGUGGUAAAUUGAACACGGUUUACCAUUACCUAUUUUAAUAUAAUUUGGUCAUGUUUGGCGGGCCGGAUUAAUAAACGCAGUGGGCCGUGUGUAGCCCCUGGGCCGUAGUUUGCCCCUCCCCCCACCGAUGUAGGAACAAUGUCUGGGAUACAAAAUUUACUUUAUAGGAUCUUUACUGUAAUAUACUGGGCACCGUUUUUCCAACUUGGCAACCGGAACGAGCACCCGGUGUUGAACUCGGAGAUCAAAGUUCCGAUCUCCGAGGGCGAGUGGAACGCAGCAUUAUUCCUUCCAUUUAGUUUUUGGUUUUGUUUUAAAUUACACUGAUUUCUCCACUGUGAUUCAUCCCUCUUAACUGAUUGUCUUUUUUGUUUCACAUGUUCUUGAAGCUCUACCUCUAGGUGCACUCUGGAACAUUUCUGGUGCUGGAUGUGCCAUUGGCUCGUCUCCAUGGAAAUGUUAAUGCUUUGUCUGGCAUGUUUCACAGUAUGGCUUUAAACUUCUUUGUAGGGUUGUUUUUCAAAGUAGGCAAAUAAAUGUAGGUCAUCACCCUGGAGACGAGCAAGUGGCAAACCACCAGAAGAAAGGUUACAUA